CAGAAUUUUGUGAUAAUCAAGUGAAUAUCCCUACCAUCAGACAGGGAUUCUCAGGCUGCACAUCAAUCCUCUCGAUUUAAAUUGAUGGGUGAUCCGCGCUUCACCACAACUCGCGGAUACGGCGAGGAGGACACUCGGACGCGGCAUGUAACUUAGGUUUUUCCUACAUCAUCAGGAUCACCCACACAGCAUGGAUAGGCUCUCCACGCUCGACCUCGUGCCUCGCACCCUAGAACGAAACACGCGGCAGACAACCUGGAAGCUUCUUAACAGAAGCAUGUGAUGCUUAUUUACUUACUGUCUUGGUUUUAUCUCGAAUCACCCAGAUUCUCUCCAGCAUGUCUACCAAAGGCAAAGAGAAGAUGACAUCUACGGCGACGGACCGCAUCGAUGGGACGCCGCCAAUUAACGACGGCGUAUUCAAGCAGUUUAUUUCGACUCGCAGGAUGCAGCCAAGCCCAGCGUCUUUUGCUUUUAUUCCAAAGCCUCCUCCUUCGCCUUCUAUUUCUGCAAAUCGAACCAACGGCAAUACUCCGCAACCGAACAAUUCGCACAUAUCUCUUGCGCGACAAACAUUGUCUGGCACUCCCUCCCCACUGCUCUUUCAGCUAAAUGGGCACUCGGUCACAAACCUCAGCAGUGCCAGCACACGCUCUGGGGCUUCCGUCGCUACUCGGGAUCCUGCCCAUGAGGAACUAGAACUUCUCCAUGAUAGCAUCAGUGAUGUUCGGGGAAGAAGCAAGGAUCACGAACUUCGCACAGCCCCAAUCAUAACCCGCGAUGCAUAUAUUGCGGCAGGUUAUCGUGAGGGCGCCACUCAGUACGGCGUCUUAGGCAGUAUUCUGUCCAUCCACAAUAAAAAUAAUGUUCCAUACAAGCCGGUGAAUCCUCAGCUCUAUGUGAACACGAAUGCACCCUUCUCUGCUGUGGUCUGUGGGGUUCAGGGCUCAGGGAAGUCUCACACAGUUUCUCUGCUUCUCGAGAGCAUGUUUGUUCCGAACAUGCGUUCUACUGGCACCCUACAAAAACCACUAUCGGGGCUCGUUCUCCACUUCGGAGAAGGAGGUCCUAGCUCUCGACCUAGUGAAGCUGCAUGGAUCAGUUCGUCCCACACCCCCGGUGUACAAACGCCAUCAGUCAAAGUUUACGUUUCGCGUUCUUCUCUGAAGACCAUGAGGGCUGUCUAUGCGCCCUUGGGUGACGGGGUCACUGUUGAACCAUUGUUCUUCAGUCAAGAUGAGUUGGAUGCACAGGCAUUUCUGUCCAUGAUGGCUGUCGGCUCCUCCGAAUCAGCUCCGCUAUAUAUUCAGGGUAUUUUGUCGAUUCUCCGUGACCUUGGGGAAAACUUCACUUACCCCGAAUUCAUGCGGCAGUUGGAUGUGAAGAAGGAGUCGUUCAACAAUAUGCAGCUCGCAGGUCUCGAGCAGAGGAUGGCGCUGCUCACAUCCUUCAUGAACCCAAACAUGAAACCGCAGACCCGCUUUGCAGAAUCGCAGCUCACGAUCAUUGAUUUAUCAGACCCGUUCAUCGACCCAGCGUCAGCAUGUGGGCUGUUUGAAAUCAUCACACGUCUAUUUGUGAGAGCGGAUGUGGGGACCGGGAAAGUGCUAGUAGUUGAUGAGGCCCACAAGUACCUGUCGCCAACGAAGGGCUCCUCUGGCUUGACUAAGUCUCUCCUGACAUUAACCAGGGAACAACGUCACCUAGCCAUGCGCGUUAUCAUCAGUACACAAGAACCUACGGUCGUGCCACCCGUUCUGCUUGACUUAUGUACUGUCGCAAUUUUGCACCGGUUCUCCUCCCCAUCGUGGUGGGAACAUCUGGCAAAGCAUGUAUCAGCCGACAUAUCAGCAGAAGACGCCUUUGAUCGCGUUGUUAAACUGCAGACAGGUGAAGCGAUUGUACUUGCGCCCUCUGGCCUGGGAGUAUUCCCAGAUAUACCCGAUGCUGCCAGGACGGGAUAUGUAGUUCCGGUGCCGAAACUCGGACAAUUUGGUCGCCGCUACGUGCUCGUGAAAACUCGACGCAGGAUAACAAGAGAUGGCGGAGCCUCAAUACUCGUGGUUGACGACUGAGUGGUGCAAGGGCCCUGGACUUAUUGGGAUAAUUACGCGGAGCGAUGUUGACAGAGGGCUUGUUGUUCCCACUCUUGCAGAUGACAAUGAUUAGCACAUAUUUAGUUUACGUUUGUUGAGGUGUACCAAUACCAUGAAGAUGAGCCU
Molecule: messenger RNA, 2222 nt
Organism: Suillus discolor
Lineage: Eukaryota; Fungi; Basidiomycota; Agaricomycetes; Boletales; Suillaceae
Exons: 12
Coding region: 339-2075 (578 amino acids)
Source: RefSeq, a predicted model, not a curated record